AUGCCACAACAUCACUAUCGUACAUAUUGCUAUUCAAACGAUACGGAUGAUACUCCGCGAUUUGAAUUUUUCAAGGAUGAAGACAACAAGCAAGCGAUUGUGAAGUUUUUCGGGUUGAUACCGUUGCCGUUGGCACUGAUCUCGUUGGUGCUCGCAGUAUGCUAUGCAAUUUGUUUAUGUGGUGCAAUAAAGGGAAAGCACGGAAAUGCCAAGUACGAUGCGCUGAUACUGAAUCGUACAGUGGGCGAUAUUCUUUGUUGCGUUUCGGCUCUGGUCACCAGUCUCUAUGUGAUCAACACAAUGCAUAUUAAGUGA
Messenger RNA from Anisakis simplex (herring worm), 315 nucleotides. The record is from the annotation of a GenBank genome assembly. Lineage: Eukaryota; Metazoa; Nematoda; Chromadorea; Rhabditida; Anisakidae.